Boleophthalmus pectinirostris (great blue-spotted mudskipper) is the source of this 1747-nucleotide messenger RNA. It is a transcript of the gene adap2, whose product is annotated as ArfGAP with dual PH domains 2. Gene Ontology annotation, cellular component: intracellular membrane-bounded organelle; plasma membrane. Gene Ontology annotation, molecular function: GTPase activator activity; phosphatidylinositol bisphosphate binding. NCBI's taxonomy places the organism in Eukaryota, Metazoa, Chordata, Actinopteri, Gobiiformes, Gobiidae. Bases 158 to 1297 code for a protein of 379 amino acids. The record is from RefSeq and is a predicted model, not a curated record. The transcript has 11 exons. Gene Ontology annotation, biological process: positive regulation of GTPase activity.
UUGAACCGCGCGCUCCUGCUUCCGUUCAGGGAGGUGAAGGCAACAGCGGUUCAACUUCCAGUUUUUAGCCGAGCGCACUGCGUCUCGUGGUUAUGUGCCACCCUUGCCAUGUUCAUUUGUUUCUAUAGAUAGCUUGGGGCUCAACAUUGUUUGCAAAAUGGCUGGUCGUGAAAGAAACAAGAAGAUUUUACUAGAAAUGGUGAAGCAGCCGGAUAACAGCGUGUGCGCGGACUGCGGUGCGCCCGAUCCAGACUGGGCAUCCUAUAAACUGGGUGUGUUUUUGUGUCUCAACUGCUCUGGGAUCCAUCGCAAUCUGUCAAGCAAAGUCAAGUCUAUUAAACUGGACUUUUGGGAGGAUAGUCUUGUGGAGUUUAUGAGAUCUCAUGGUAACGCAAAGGCAUGUGAGGUGUAUGAAAAGGCAGUUCCAUGCUAUUACUAUCGCCCUCAGCAAUAUGAUUGCACUGUUCUUAGAGAGCAGUGGAUUCGUGCAAAAUAUGAACGACUGGAGUUCACUGGAGAAACCAAAUACCCACCACCUCCCUACACCACAGGUUUUUAUGAAGGGCUGCUGUGGAAGAAGGAAAAGGAGGGUUCACAGUUUAACCAGAGGAAAUUUGUGUUGUCUGAAAACGAAUUUACUUUGACAUACUACAGCAAAGACAAUGAGCUCAAAGGACCCAAGGCCGUAAUCCCCAUAAAAGACCUUAAUGUUAUGUUCCAGCCUAAAAAGAUUGGACAUUCACAUGGGUUGCAACUCACAUACCAGAAUGAAAACCACACAAGAAAUCUGUUUGUGUACCAUGAGAAGUCAGAGGACAUUGGAACAUGGUUCAACUGCAUUCGUGCUGCCCGCUAUGCAUAUCUGAAGACAGCAUACCCUACUGGAAGUGAUGAAGAGCUAAUACCAAUGAUCACCAGGAACUACCUCAAAGAAGGAUUUAUGGAAAAAACAGGACCGCUGCAAAAAGAGACAUUUAAAAAAAGAUGGUUUGUUUUGGACUCUCAUUAUAGAAAGUUAUUCUAUUAUAAAAGCCCACUGGACGCUGUGGAGCUGGGGGCCAUUUUCAUUGGCCCAGAGUCAAAUAACUACUCUGUGAAAGAAUAUGUGCCGAAGUUUUCCAUCGGAAACAAGUGGAAGUUUGGUGUGAUGGUGGACACGCCAGUGCGGCAGUAUGUGUUUAUGUGCGAGGAGGAGAAGGAGCAGAAGGAGUGGCUGUCUGCUCUGCAACAGGUGCUUCUUCGGCGCAUGGCACCUCAGGACUACGCAACUGAAGCUAACCUCAACCGCAAAAAGUGAACCAAGUCACUACGUCUGUCUUUAAAUGGCAGAUUAUUUCCCCUCUUGACUGGAUUGUGCAAGAGCAAUACAAAUAUUUAUUUUAUGAUAUUUUUGGUCAACUACUCAGGAAUGUCAGAAUUUGCCGUAUUGGUUCAUCAUGUAUAUGCCUAGAGGCUACAUGGCGCCACCUCAUGAAGUGUUUUCUUGCUAUAAAAACACCUGUAACUCAAUAAAUGCAACAUGGGUAAAUCUAAUACAUUCCAGACAAACCAGAAAAGUUUCACAGUGCACCUUUAACACGGGGCUGUUUUAGUUUGAAUGUGUACCAACAUAAACAGUUAUGAUGAGCACGAGCAAAGACUGAAAAUCCUUUCCAUGUGAAAAUCUAAUAAAACGUAAGACCAUCAGCCUGCCCAGUUCCAUUGUUAGUCGACAGGGGGUAGCAAAUAAAAGCGUUUCAAAAUCCUA